Molecule: messenger RNA, 1360 nt
Organism: Choloepus didactylus (southern two-toed sloth)
Lineage: Eukaryota; Metazoa; Chordata; Mammalia; Pilosa; Megalonychidae
Product: ankyrin repeat domain-containing protein 26-like
Exons: 2
Coding region: 193-453 (86 amino acids)
Source: RefSeq, a predicted model, not a curated record
CGCGCGCGCGCGCAUGUGCACUUCCGUUAGUCAACCGUUUGGCCAGUUAUUCUCGGCCAAGAGGUGUUGAUGUUCCCUGUGUGUCUGUGUGACGGAGAUUGGGUGGGGUCCCCUCUAGCACUGGUUCUGGGCUCGGGGGACGGUGAAAAGCCGAGGGACAGCUGAGGUGUCUCCAGAGCCGGUGCCUCAGCGAUGAAGAGGAUUUUCGGCUUGGGGAGGAGGCAGAUCGCUCCGUCUGAGAGACCCCGCAACCUCUGCGGGAUCGACGGGUCGGGUUACCUCCUCCGGGACCGGGACCUUGGCAAGAUCCACAAGGCCGCCAGUCGUGGCAAAGUGGCCAAAGUGCAGCAGAUCCUGUUGCUCGGAAAAAAUGGCGUGAAUGACAAGGACAAAAAGAACAGGGGCUACCCGCAAGCGGCCAUCAAACCGAGAGGCUCAGCUCCUUCCGUCUGAAGAGCCCGAGUGCCUAGGACUUGGAAACUUUACCUGGGGUUUGGCGCCCAACGGGUCUUCAGGAGCAACAAGAACCAGUACAAAUCCUUUUGCACUCACAAAUCCCUUAGAGAGUACCAAUGUUGAAGUGAUUUAACCAAGUGUCAAUAGAAAGAAAUGAAAUUGUCUGUAUAAUGAUGUACACAUGUUUAAUGAAAUACGUUUCAGAAAACUGCAUGAUGGGAGAAAUAAUUCCCACAGUAUAUCAACUUCUGGGCUAAAAAUUCUUCCAAUACAAUCCAAUAUCUAUUUUAUGCACAGGUAUUCACUAACAGCUAUACCUGUGCAUAUCUGUCCUUUAGGGGGGUUUAAAAGGAAACAUCUGUUUCUUGCCCUAAAGAUGUGGUACAAUUGUUUAAGCAGUUUUAUUCACAUACCAUAUAACCCAUCCAACCUGUACAAUCAAUGGCGCUCAGUAUAAUUGCAGAGUCAUCGUGCUUUAAUUACUAAUCAAUAUUAGAACAUUUUCAUUUCUCCAAAAAGCAAACCCCAUAUCCUUUAUACCUCCCUAUUAUUGACACUUAGCAUGUGUGUUAAUUUUGUUGCAAUUGAUGGAAGAUAUUAAAAUAUUACUGUUAACUGUAGUCCAAAGCUUGCAUUAGGUGUAUCUUUUCCCAUAUACCAUCCUAUUAUCAACACCUUGUAAUAGUAACGUAUAUUUGUUCUACUUCAUGGAAGAACAUCUUAUAUUUGUACUAUUAACCACCUUCAUCAUCCAUAACAGAGUUCACUAGGUUAUACAAUUCCAUGUUUUAUCCUCUAGCUUUCCUUCUCAUGAAUAUACAUGACCCUAAACUUCUCCUUUCAACCACAGUCACACACAUGAUUCAGCACUGUUAAUUAUACUCAAUAAUGUGCUACCAUCACC